This is a messenger RNA of Entelurus aequoreus (snake pipefish), 5949 nucleotides long. RefSeq names its product lymphocyte antigen 75 (gene ly75). The record is from RefSeq and is a predicted model, not a curated record. Bases 112 to 5349 code for a protein of 1745 amino acids. The transcript has 34 exons. Lineage: Eukaryota; Metazoa; Chordata; Actinopteri; Syngnathiformes; Syngnathidae. Gene Ontology annotation, molecular function: signaling receptor activity.
CUUCGCCCCGCUUCACUUUCGGUUUACGUUAACGGGAAGAAGUCGCACUUUAUUCUACAGCGCGAGUCUCCGGCCGGGCGACAACAUUUAUGACUCGGACCCCCGGGAAGAAUGGCGACAAUGUUCCUUAGGGCACUUUUGUGUUUGUUGUGGGGGACAUGGAGCGUGUGCGGCUCCACUUUAGACCAGGAUGUCUUCAGCAUCCAACACUCGGCCUCAGGAAGAUGUGUAUCAGCUCAGGACUCUGCGAGCGUGCGUCUCUCAGCGUGUGAGCCCGACAGCGCCUCGCAGUCCUGGAAGUGGGGUUCGGGCCACCGGCUCUUCCACGUGGGCACGUCCCUCUGCCUGACCCAGGACCUCCAGUCCAAGUCCCUGUCCCUGGUGGGCUGCAGCUUGGACCUCCUGCAGUGGUGGCGCUGCCUGGACGGCGCCCUCUUCACCGCCGACCAGGCGGGCCUGGUGGCGGACGGGGAGCGGGUGACGGCCAAGCGGUCCUCGUAUGACAAGUGGGUCCGGGCCGGGUCCCAGGACAGCGUGUGCCAGAGACCGUAUCGAGUCAUCCACACCACCAACGGCAACUCUGCCGGCGCUCCCUGCGAGUUUCCCUUCAAGUACAACGGAAGCUGGCACCACGGCUGCCUCCCGGACUCCGACUUCCCGGGGCUCUCCUGGUGCUCCACCUCCUCGGACUACGACCAGGACAGGAAGAAGGGGCACUGUCUAACGCCCGAGAAGGGUUGCCAGACCCUGUUUGUGGGACCAGAGGGAGACUCCUGCUACCAGUUUGUUCCCGGCGCCGCCGUCACCUGGCAGCAAGCUCUGGAUUCUUGUCGGAGCCAAGGAGCAGAUUUGCUCAGCGUGUCCUCCCCGGAUGAUCUCCACUCCAAAACAUUUUUAGACGGCUUCAGCGUGAUGCCUGACAAGAUGUGGAUAGGCCUCCAUCAGUUAGACACGUCCCAAGGCUGGCAGUGGUCAGACGGGUCCCCGCUCUCCGUCCUGCGCUGGGAAACAGGAAUGCCCCCCCGCGCCGUCAUCUUUGAGUCGGACUGCGGAGUCCUGAACUCCCAGCACAACUACGAAGCUGAAGGGUGCAGCAAACAGCUGCCGUACGUCUGCAAGAAGAAAGUGUCAGCCCUGCCCACGCCGCCGGCCGAGUCGCUGAUGUACAACCACACGGCGUGCGAGUCCGGCUGGGUGCCCUGGAAUGGCUGGUGCUACCAGCUGGUGAGGGAGGAGCCUCGGAACCUGACGGAGGCGCAGCGGCACUGCAACCGCACAGGAAGCUCCCUGGCCAGCCUGCACUCGCUGGACAGCAAGGAGAUGAUCAGCACCAGCUUCCACGCAGGUUCAUGUCACGAUUCACCCUCGUCUCACCACACCUGCUCACCUUUGUCGUCCCCCCCCCCCCCAGACGGCCAGUGGUUGGACGUGUGGAUCGGUCUGAUCGGGGAGGGCAGGAGGCCCACGGUCUUCAAAUGGAUGGACCAGGCGCCCGUCACCUUCACCUUCUGGGGCCCCAAUGAGCCGGUGCAGCCUUCUCAGAACACCAGCUGUGUCUUCUACUCCGGGGAGUCUCAUGGCUGGCGUGUGGGCAGCUGCUCCAAGACCUUGGCCUUCAUGUGUCAGACCAAAGGACAAGUCAGCCAAUCUUCUGGAGUGUCUGGCUGUCUCUUUGAGGACGGCUGGAGGAGACACGGCAACUCUUGUUACCUGCUCAACAGCACCCAGGUGGCGUUCAAAGAGCGCUGCCAGGUCACCAUCACCAACAGGUUUGAGCAGGCCUUCAUCAGCCGUCUGCUGGCAGACUUCAUAGGCAACGGCUCUCAGUACUUCUGGAUUGGCCUGCAGGAUGCCGACAACACGGGAGAGUACCGCUGGCAGGGCACUGCCCACAGUGCAGUGACCUACACCAACUGGGGACCCUUGGAACCAGACCAAGAUGGAGGCUGUGCUGUAAUCUCCAGCGCUAACUCCCUGGGCAAGUGGGAGGUGAAGAACUGCACCCUCUUCAAGGCCGGCACCAUCUGUAGGACAGACCUCAGUCCGGUUCUGCCCCCACAACCCGAGCCAGACCUCAACUCCACGUGCCCGGACGGCUGGGUGUCCGUCCCUGAUGGAAGAUACUGCUUCAAGGUGUUUCACCAUGAGAGGCUGAGUCGCAAGCGGACGUGGGAGGAAGCCGAGAGGUUCUGUCAGGCCCUCGGGGCCAACCUGCCCAGCCUCACCAGCGUGAGCGAGAUGAGGGCGCUGCACGAUCUCAUGAGGGACACCAUCAGCGACGAUCGCUACUUCUGGGUGGGCUUGAACAGGAGGAACCCUGCAGACCGCUCCUGGCGCUGGAGCGAUGGCCGUCCUGUAUCUAUGGAUGUUUUACACCAUGAGUUCCAGGAGGACGAUGCUUACAGUCGUGACUGCACGGCAUUUAAGACGAUGAAGAGCACCUUGAAGCAUCUCUUCCUGUUCGUGCUCCACGACUUUGUCCCUACGUCCUUCUCCGCCACGCCCUUUCACUGCGACGCCAAGCUGGAGUGGGUCUGCCAGAUCCCUCGUGGAGUGACACCAAAGUAUCCUGACUGGUACAAUCCUGGCGUGCAUCACGAGACGUCCAUCUUCAUCGACGGCGGCGAGUUCUGGUUCGUCAACGAGCCUCAGUUGAGCUUCGAGGAGGCCAUGCUGUUCUGCAGCAUGAACGGCAGCAAGCUGGCCUCACCCCCCAGCUCCACCGCUGCCCGACUCAUCCAGCAGAACAUCGCCAAGAUGUCAAGUUCUCCUAAGCAAGGCUGGUGGGUCAACCUGAAAGAUCCCAAGCGGUUGUUUCCCAUGAUGGAACCGCAGCUGCACUUUUAUUACUCAACCCUCUUCAGCAGAUGCACCUCCAUAAGCCCUGAGAGAGCCUUCCCAAAGUACGAGCACAGUUGCAGGCAGCAGCUGCCUUUUGUGUGUGAGAAGCAAGCCGUCACGUCGGUGGAGAAGAACCCUCUGGAUCCUCAGCCUGGAGGUGUGCUGUGUGGGAACACCUCUCUGGCUUUCAGGAAUAAGUGCUACACGCUGAUGAAGGAGGACAAGCCGGUGUCGUUCAAGUCAGCGGGGGAGGUGUGUCAGUCGGUGAGGGGAACCCUGGUCACCAUCUCAGACCAAGUGGAGCAAGACUUCAUCAGCAGCCUGCUGCCCACCAUGAAGGACGUGGCCGGCAUCUGGGUGGGUCUCAAACUCAAACGCUACAAGCUGCAGUGGGUGGACCAGACCCCGGUCGACUACGUCAACUUCCACCCGCUGCUGCUGGGCAUGCACAAGGCCAUCAAAGUCAACCACCUGGACCCAGACAGCAUGGAUCUAUGUGUCUUUUUACUCAAUAACCCCAACUCAGCUGUGAUGGGUACCUGGGACUACACCUCCUGCACCCAGUACCAGCAUGUGGCCCUUUGUCAACACUAUGCAGACAAGCUGGAGGAGCCUUCCGUCCCCUCGGAGCCCUUCCAGGUCAACAACCACACCUUCCUGCUGCUGGUCCAGAACCUGACCUGGUUUGAGGCCUUGGAGCAGUGCAGGAGCCACGACAUGGACCUGGCCAGCGUGGCCGACACCUGGCUGCAGUCCACCCUCAGCGUGCACGUGAGCCGCGCGCACACGCCCAUGUGGAUCGGCCUCUUCAGCGAAGACGACGGCAUCCACUACCGCUGGACCGACCACAGCCACACCGUCUUCAGCCGCUGGUCCGCUGACGUCACGGCGGGAUCCUGCGUCUACCUCGACACCGACGCCUUCUGGAAGGCCACCCAGUGCGAGCAGGAGCUGGGCGGGGCUAUCUGCCACAGACCGCAACGAGAGAUCAUCAGCACCACUCCAGAGGACGUGGCCGUCAAGUGUCCUCACAAGAUCAACGGCCCCAACUGGGUCCCCUUCAAGAACAACUGCUACUCCUUCCAGCUGUCGGCGUCCAGGUGGGAGCAGGCUGACCAGGGGCCCGUACGCGACGUCUGCGCCAGCCUGCACGAAGGAGCAAACAUCCUAACUAUUCGCAACGCGGAGGAGAACGAGUUCAUCCGACAACAACUUGUGCCCUUCCAGAACCUGGUCCAGUUCGUGUGGCUCGGACUGUUCCGGAACGAAAGCAACCACAUGCAGUGGUAUGACGGCACCAAGGUCCAGUACUCCAACUGGAGAAGUGGCAGACCAGAGGUCCAGGGUCCCUUCAUGGCGGGUGUGAGUCUCCAGGGCCAAUGGAUCCUGGUCACCAACCAGAUGUUGUUCUCAGAGUUCCAGCAGAGAUCCAUCGUGACCUGCAAGCUGGACCACGAACCCAAGCAGGAGUUCUCCAAGUCCGUCAGCGACUUUCAACACCUGGACACUUUAGAGUACCAGCUGGUGACCCGGAAGCUGACCUGGUACCAGGCUGUGGAGGAGUGCAGUCAGCGAGGAGGACAUCUGGCCAGCGUCCAUGACGCCCGCCACAACGCCCACAUCAAGCUCCUCGCCAAAACUGAUGGCUUCCCGCUCUGGAUCGGCCUGUCCAACCAGGAAGUCGGAGGUCCGUCCUACGAGUGGUCAGACGGGACGACGCUGGAGUACACGGCCGACAUCUCCGAGUCGCUGGAAGGUUCCAGCUCAGAGGAGCGGGAGGCGGGAUGUGUCUUUGUGCUGCCCUCUGGUGGCUGGGUGAGGAGCAGCUGCAAGUCGCCACUGGAUGGCGCUAUCUGCUACUCCACCAACGUCACCAGCACCUCCCAAAGAGCCAAACUGCAGGCCAGGUCAGAGGUCAACCAUUGCCCUCAGAGCAACGGGACGUCCGAGUGGGUGCAGCACCAGGACCGCUGCUACGCCUUCCACAUGAGCUUCUACAACUACAGCGUCUACAGCAUGACGCAGGCCAGGAACAUCUGCAGCGGCAUGGACGCUCAGCUGCUGAGCAUCCAAAGCAAGGAAGAGAACGACUUUGUGUCCAAGUACCUGUCUGAUGACCCGCUCAUCACCGGCCGAGUCUGGCUGGGUGGCACCCUCCACUCUCAAGCAGACGGCUCAGCUCUCACCUUCUCCAACUGGAAGCCCGGAGUCUCGGUUACCACGGAGACGUCCAAGGCUGCGUGCGUUGUCAUGGUGAUGGCAGACGGAGGACGAUGGAGUCGGGUCAGCUGUGAGGAAAGUUCCAGUCGUGUUGUCUGCCAAACCAACGCCAAGUCUCCCGGCGCCCCCGUGGCCGUGGCCUUCUUCGUGCUGGUCCUGCUGGUCCUGGUCCUGGCCGUGGUCUUCCUGCUGUACAAGAAGAAGCGCUCCUACUUCUCCUCCUCGGUGCGCUACAAGAGAACCACGGACCAGUCGGACAGCACCAGCAUCAUCACGGAGGCGGACUGAGCGCGCUCACAACUCUCACCUCAGGGAGUUGGCCCCUUUGAAUGCUAUUUAUUUAUUUAUGGAGUCCCCACCUGCAGGCGUGAAGAGGAGCUUUCUUUCAGCCCACACGGAAAUUGACAGCUUUUAAGUAGAAAAGAAGAAAAAGAGUGCAGGUGAAAGAACUGCACUGAUAAAUAACUCCGUUUAUUUGGAUAUUUCCCACUGAAUGUACAACUUGAAGACCCUUUUUAGACUUUUUAUCCCUUUUUUUACUCCUCGCUGGUCACUGGAAAGCCGUUCAGUUCAACUUCCAGCAGAAACUGGUCCUGCUGACCACGGUUGUGGUUCAGACUUUGCUAUGCACUUCACUACUGAGCAAAAAAAAAAAAGGCACUUUAAAAGCAACGUUUAAAAAAAAAAAAAAAAAAAAAAAAAUGGGUUCCCUUUCUUUACUUUAGUUUUUUCAGCAUGAAACCAAAGAUUGAAUGUCAAACAUGUGACUUUUUCUUGGUUUAAACACCGCAUUUUGUUUAUUGGUGGUCAUGUGACCAUGUUGAAACUGAGAAAGGGCAGAUCAAAUCAGGUAUAGUAUUGAUAUAGUUCCAAUAAAAUACACAAGUG